Molecule: messenger RNA, 1601 nt
Organism: Platichthys flesus (European flounder)
Lineage: Eukaryota; Metazoa; Chordata; Actinopteri; Pleuronectiformes; Pleuronectidae
Gene: adhfe1
Product: alcohol dehydrogenase iron containing 1
Exons: 14
Coding region: 56-1456 (466 amino acids)
Cellular component (GO): mitochondrion
Molecular function (GO): metal ion binding; alcohol dehydrogenase (NAD+) activity
Source: RefSeq, a predicted model, not a curated record
GUGUGCUGACUUGAGGUCGGUGAGUCUCGGUCAGUCUCGGUCGUGAAUCGUCGUCAUGGCGGGGAGACAGCGGGUGGUCCACCUUCUGCAGCAGCUCGAGCACGCGGCUUGCAGAUGUCCUGCUCACUCCAACACAUUCCAUCAAGGUGGCGGAGCUGCGUCGUGCACCGUCCGCAAAACGGAAUACGCCUUCGAGAUGGCGAGUUCCAACAUCCGAUACGGAGGAGGAGUCAGCCAGGAGAUCGGCAUGGACCUGCAGAACCUCGGAGCCCGGAACGUCUGUGUGAUGACGGACCAGAACCUGUCCCGCCUCCCCCCCGUGAAGAUCGUCCUGGAGUCGCUGCUGAAGAACGGAGUCAAGUUCAAAGUGUACGACAACGUGCGCGUGGAGCCGACCGACACCAGUUUUAAAGACGCCAUCUCGUUCGCAAAAAAACACUCGUUCGACGUGUUUGUGGCAGUGGGGGGGGGCUCUGUGAUUGACACCUGUAAAGCAGCCAACCUGUACGCCAGCCACCCCGACGCCGACUUCCUGGACUUCGUGAACGCUCCGAUCGGGAAAGGGAAGCCGGUCACCGGGACCCUGAAGCCGCUCAUCGCAGUUCCUACGACCGCGGGCACCGGCAGCGAGACCACCGGAGUCGCCAUCUUCGACUACGAGCCUCUGAAAGCCAAAACCGGUAUUGCCAGCAGAGCUAUCAGACCCACGCUGGGGAUCGUGGACCCGAUGCACACGCUGAGCAUGCCCCCCCGAGUCGCCGCCAACAGCGGCUUCGACGUCCUCUGUCACGCUCUGGAGUCGUACACUGCCCUGCCCUACCACCAGAGGACCCCCUGCCCCCCCAACCCCAUCAACCGGCCCGCCUACCAAGGCAGUAACCCAAUCAGUGACGUCUGGUCCCGCCACGCCCUCAACGUGGUGGCCAAGUACAUGAAGCGAUCUGUGCGGGACGCUGAAGACCUGGAGGCUCGGUCCAGCAUGCACCUGGCCAGUGUGUUCGCUGGAAUCGGCUUCGGAAACGCUGGAGUUCAUCUGUGUCACGGUAUGUCGUAUCCGAUCGCUGGAAACGUAAAGACUCACUCAGCGAAGGGUUACAGCGUGGAGCACCCCCUGGUGCCUCACGGUCUCUCUGUCGUUCUCACGUCUCCGGCAGUCUUCAACUUCACGGCCCCAAUGUGUCCAGAGCGCCACCUGGAGGCUGCAGAGAUCCUCGGUGCAGAUAUCCGGCAGGUGAAGCGGGCCGAUGCGGGGGCGGUUCUGUCCGACACGCUGCGUCAGUUCCUGUUCGAGCUGCAGGUGGAGGACGGACUUGCUGCUGUCGGAUACAGUAACGAGGACAUCCCAGCUCUGGUGAAAGGAACGAUCCCUCAGGAGCGAGUGACCAAGCUGUCUCCCAGGAGUCACAGCGAGGACGACCUGGCCGAGCUGUUCGAAGCCUCCAUGAAGCUCUACUGAGUCCACUGGCCUCGUGGGAGAGAGAGAGGGCUGAGCUGCUGUUCCUCUAACAGCCACUAGAUGGAGCAGUUAGUCUUCCUGCUCAGACUCACCUUUGACCUGAACAUGUGACCACGUCUGACCAAAUAAAAAAACUGUUUUCACA